This is a messenger RNA of Pteropus alecto (black flying fox), 1641 nucleotides long. Its product is annotated as actin-like protein 6A. Gene Ontology annotation, biological process: nervous system development; regulation of transcription by RNA polymerase II. Gene Ontology annotation, cellular component: SWI/SNF complex; NuA4 histone acetyltransferase complex. The transcript has 13 exons. The record is from RefSeq and is a predicted model, not a curated record. Bases 152 to 1501 code for a protein of 449 amino acids. Lineage: Eukaryota; Metazoa; Chordata; Mammalia; Chiroptera; Pteropodidae. Gene Ontology annotation, molecular function: chromatin binding.
CGGGGUGUGUGGGCGCCGCUUUGUUGCCCGAGGCGGGUGGCGGUGGAAGUCGAGGGGGUCAGAGGCUAGCGCUUCUCGGGACCUGCAGUCGCGGCCGUCGCAGUCACGUCGCCCCGUAGCCUUCAUCCUGGGAAUCGCGCCGACAGCAGCCAUGAGCGGCGGCGUGUACGGGGGAGAUGAAGUUGGAGCCCUUGUUUUUGACAUUGGGUCCUAUACUGUGAGAGCCGGUUAUGCUGGUGAGGACUGUCCCAAGGUGGAUUUCCCCACAGCCAUCGGAAUGGUGCUAGAAAGAGAUGAUGGAAGCACACUGAUGGAAAUAGAUGGCGAUAAAGGCAAACAAGGCGGCCCCACCUAUUACAUAGAUACCAAUGCCCUGCGUGUUCCGAGGGAGAAUACGGAGGCCAUUUCACCACUCAAAAAUGGGAUGGGUACGAUGUCUUUUUCUAGCGACUUGAUUAUAAAUAGAGAGUUAUGGGAUCAUACCUACAAAAUGCAUGUCAAAUCAGAACCAAGCCUGCAUCCUGUUCUCAUGUCAGAGGCACCGUGGAACACUAGGGCAAAGAGAGAGAAACUGACUGAGUUAAUGUUCGAACACUACAACAUCCCUGCAUUCUUCCUUUGCAAAACUGCAGUUUUGACGGCAUUUGCCAAUGGUCGUUCUACUGGGCUCAUUUUGGACAGUGGAGCCACUCAUACCACUGCGAUUCCAGUUCACGAUGGCUAUGUCCUUCAGCAAGGUAUUGUGAAAUCGCCUCUUGCUGGAGACUUUAUUACUAUGCAAUGCAGAGAACUCUUCCAAGAAAUGAACAUAGAACUGAUUCCUCCGUAUAUGAUUGCAUCAAAAGAACCUGUGCGGGAAGGAUCUCCGGCAAACUGGAAAAGAAAAGAGAAGUUGCCUCAGGUGACAAGGUCUUGGCACAAUUAUAUGUGUAAUUGUGUGAUUCAGGAUUUUCAAGCUUCAGUACUUCAAGUGUCAGAUUCAACUUACGAUGAACAGGUGGCUGCACAGAUGCCCACCGUUCAUUACGAAUUCCCUAAUGGCUACAACUGUGAUUUUGGAGCAGAGCGGUUAAAGAUUCCUGAAGGAUUAUUUGACCCUUCCAAUGUAAAGGGAUUAUCAGGAAACACGAUGUUGGGAGUCAGUCAUGUUGUCACUACGAGUGUUGGAAUGUGCGAUAUUGACAUCAGACCAGUAAGUGCCAGUCUCCUGUUUGAUGGUAUAAAGGUAUCUUUUAGCGCAGUGGAGUGCUGCGCCAAACUCAUUUUUAAGUUUAAGUUGGCAGGUUUGGGCAUCGACUUUGAAGUCUCUUUUAUAACAAUGUAUAAAAAGAUGAAUAUGCGGUUGAAACUGAUUGCAAAUAAUACAACAGUAGAGCGGAGGUUUAGUUCAUGGAUUGGUGGCUCCAUUCUAGCUUCUUUGGGCACCUUUCAACAGAUGUGGAUUUCCAAACAAGAAUAUGAAGAAGGAGGGAAGCAGUGUGUAGAAAGGAAAUGCCCCUGAACAGAGUCCCCACACCUCUGCCUUCCUGUGUCACCUUACGUGUCAUAGCUUUAGUAUACUCAGGAAAAGAAUGACCAUCUUUUGUAGAAUGUUUAUACAUUUUUGCAUAUUUCAAUUUCUACUUAAAAUUUUUAAGGCUU